Erigeron canadensis is the source of this 1641-nucleotide messenger RNA. RefSeq names its product WAT1-related protein At2g39510-like. Gene Ontology annotation, molecular function: transmembrane transporter activity. The transcript has 7 exons. Lineage: Eukaryota; Viridiplantae; Streptophyta; Magnoliopsida; Asterales; Asteraceae. Gene Ontology annotation, cellular component: plasma membrane. The record is from RefSeq and is a predicted model, not a curated record. Bases 164 to 1303 code for a protein of 379 amino acids.
CUAUAUAUAAACCCCAUAACACCUCUUCCAACAAUCUCAACAUUAAUCUCUCUAAACAACAAUAAGAGAGAUUUUAAAUAAGAAAGAAGCUAAAACAGAAUAGUAGAAUUGAAACAGGUAAAAAAGAACUAACCCGAUCACAGGUAAUAAGACGACCGUAUCGAUGGAGAUGUCGUCGAAUGGUUGGUUUUGGAUGUUUUGCAAGCAAGGAAGACCAUAUGUUGGGGUUCUUUUUCUACAACUAGGAUAUGCUAUUAAUGGGAUUUUAGUAAAAUCGGCUUUAAACGAUGGGCUAAAUCCUUACACGUUUUCUGUUUAUAGAAAUGUUGCUGCAGCAGUUGCUUUUGGCCCAUUUGCUCUGUAUUUUGAAAGGAAAGUUCGGACUCAAAUGACAUUUUCGGUAUUUUGGAAGAUAUCAUUGCUGGCGUUAAUAGAGCCGGUUUUGGACCAAAUACUAUACUACACUGGGAUGAAGUAUACAACGGCAACCUUUGCCAUUGCAAUGUGCAACAUUCUCCCCGCGCUAACUUUUGUCAUGGCGUGGAUAUUUAGGCUUGAGAAGGUCAAUGUAAAAAAAUUGCAUAGUCAAGGGAAGAUUUUAGGAACGUUGGUGACGGUUGGGGGAGCUAUGGUUAUGACCCUUGUUAAUGGACCACCUAUUCCAUUGCCAUGGACCAAGGAGGGACCAGGGGUGCACCAUGUUGUAGCCUCCACUCCCAUGGUCUCACAAGACCAGCAUAUCAAAGGUGCCAUCAUGAUCACUGCCGGUUGCUUUUGUUGGGCUAGCUUUUACAUUCUUCAGGCUAUGACUCUCAAGGAAUAUCCAGCUCAAUUGUCACUUACUACGCUCAUAUGUAUGAUGGGUGCUUUACAAGGAACUGUUGUUACUAUGGUAAUCGAAAACGCUAAAUCUGGCAUAUGGUCUAUGCAUAAAGAGACAGAGCUUGUCGCAACACUGUAUAGCGGGAUAGUUAGAUCAGGGGCUAGUUACUAUGUUUCGGGCCUAGUUAUGAAGGAAAAAGGACCCUUUUUUGUGACUGCCUUCAACCCCUUGGGUAUGGUCAUUGUUGCAAUUGUGAGCUCAUUUGCUCUAGCCGAACGAUUAGUUUUAGGAAGGGUUGUGGGAGCAUUCAUCAUUGUUGUUGGUUUGUAUCUAAUCAUAUGGGGUAAGAGUAAAGACUCGAGUUUAUCAAGUUCUAAAAUCAUUGAAGUAGAGAUUUCUGAUCAAGAAGCAUCCGACGAAAAAUAUUUAGAUAAUACAAAAGCUUCAACGGAAGAUCCUAAAACCGAAGCUAAUGUUUAAUUCUUUCUAUAAACAACACAAUAAGUGAAAAUUUCUUCUAAGUUUUUGAGGUUUUUGUUAACUCAAAGACUGGUGGAGAUUGAUGGCCGGAUUUCCCAACCACGACGUCGCUUAAGCUACUCUCAAACGCAUCUGCACUUGUUAAGUCUCGCUAGCCGAGCUCAACGCCGUUCAAAUAUUGGGUUUUAGCCUAAAACUUUUAGGCCAUCAACGUUUUUGGGUCUUGUUUUGAUUGUGUUACUUCAAAUUUAAUUAAAGUCUUUGUUUUUUUUUCUUAAUAUGUAACUAAGCUAAAACCCACGAAUAUAUUUUCGAAAAAAAUUUAAACCUUACUGCUA